GGCGUCUUUUUGCCCUUCCGCUGCCUGUCGCUCGCUGUGCUUUAGCAUUUCCCCCUGCAUUCGGUCCCUGGGAAUCGACGUGACCUGACGUGACUUGCACGUCUCCCGCUCUUUUGAAGUCGACGGGGGGCAUGUGAAAGGAAGCUCCACCACGACGCAAUGGGAUUCGAAUAUGCGCUUGUGCAUAUUAAAUAUACUAUCCCGCCGGCUAUACUGCUUACUUUACUAUACCGCCCGCUGUUUACCAAGCUCGACGCAUACAAGGUCUGCUUUCUGAUAACUAUUGCUGUUGUUUCUACAAUACCGUGGGACUCGUACUUGAUCCGCAAUCGCAUUUGGAGCUAUCCAAGCCAUGUCAUUAUUGGCCCGAAGCUAUACGACAUCCCGCUUGAGGAAGUUUUCUUCUUCGUUAUCCAGACAUACAACACCUCGCUCAUUUACCUGUUCCUGAGCAAGCCCACCUUUCAACCGGCAUAUCUCCGUGUCGAGCGGCCGAAGUCGCAUCCUCUAGGACUAGCUAACACGCAAUGGCGGUCUUACAGACUUCUUGGGCAAAUCACAUUCAUUAGUUUGAUUGGUUGGGGAUGGCGUAUUGUAAAGGAUGGUGGCAUGGGGACAUACACGGGCUUGAUACUUAUCUGGGCCUGUCCAUUUCUACUAUUCCUAUGGAGCUUAGCCUACCAGUUCGUCCUCGGCCUCCCGGUAUCCAACACCGUGAUACCCAUAGCACUCCCUACUUUGUACCUCUGGAUCGUCGAUACUUUGGCAUUAAAGCGAGGAACAUGGGUAAUCAACGCUGGCACGAAGUAUGGUCUUCAUAUGUGGGACGGGUUGGACAUUGAAGAAGCGCUCUUCUUCCUCGUCACGAACGCGCUCAUCGUGUUUGGGCUACUAGCGUUUGACAACUCGCUCGCAAUCCUCGUCACCUUUCCGACCCUGUUCCCGAACCCGCCUGUUCUUCCUUCGCCGCUCAUGCUCGUCCGAGCACUGCUCACUUCGAUCUCAAAAUACGACGAAGCGCGUUUGAUUGGCCUGCGAGAAGCUGCGAUGCGGCUACAGAGAAAGAGCCGCAGCUUUUACCUUGCGUCUUCCACCUUCGAAGGCCGAAUUCGCGCCGACUUGCUGCUCUUGUACUCGUUUUGUCGGGUUGCGGACGAUCUUGUUGACAACGCUUCUUCGGCCGAACAAGCAAGUGAAGGGAUCGCGAAGCUCGACACUUUCUUAAAGCUGGCUUACGAGAAGGAGAAGUCUGGAUCUCUGAUCACCGAAUACGUUAUGAAAAACUUCCCUCCCGACACGAGGUCUGCACUCUUGGAACUUCCCUUCGCCAAACUAUCCAGAGAACCUUUGCAAGAUCUGCUGCGCGGAUUCGGGAUGGACCUAGCUCUCAACGAUGCGUCACCUAUCAAGACAGAAAACGACUUGCACGUUUAUGCCGAAAGAGUCGCUGGUACCGUUGCCCAAAUGUGCAACCAGUUGAUCUUUCACGUCUAUCACACCGAUAAAUCUACUGAAAAGCAGAGUUGCAUCAUUGAGGCCGGGAGACGCAUGGGCGUAGCGCUCCAAUAUGUUAACAUCGCCCGCGACAUUUCCGUGGAUGCGGAGAUCGGGCGCGUCUACCUGCCCCUAUCAUGGCUGGCCGAGGCUGGUCUCACGUAUGAGUCCGUUCUGAAAAAUCCGCAGGGCCCGCGCAUAGAGAGGUUGCGCUCAAGGCUAUUGGACAAGGCGUUUUCGCUGUACAACGGCGCGCGAGAUGCGAUCGAGGAACUUCCAGUAGAAGCCCGUGGCCCGAUCAGAGUUGCUGUUGAGAGCUACAUGGAGAUCGGGAGAGUGCUGAGGCAGGAGGGGUACGUCGUGAAAGCGGGGAGGGCAACAGUGUCGAAGUGGAGGCGGUUGAUCGUCGCCUGGCGAACGUUGGGCAGGUGAUCAUUGAGGCAUCGAUACCCUUACUUGGAGCGAGUGCAUCUGCGCACCUACUGCAUAAUAUGAUAAUACUGCAUGCUCAAG
Molecule: messenger RNA, 2007 nt
Organism: Trematosphaeria pertusa
Lineage: Eukaryota; Fungi; Ascomycota; Dothideomycetes; Pleosporales; Trematosphaeriaceae
Product: Lycopene beta-cyclase
Exons: 4
Coding region: 160-1926 (588 amino acids)
Biological process (GO): biosynthetic process
Molecular function (GO): geranylgeranyl diphosphate synthase activity; intramolecular lyase activity
Source: RefSeq, a predicted model, not a curated record